GAAAUAAGUUUUGACCAUUCCUCUACACAAUUUUGGAAAGUUCCUUUUGAGAUUAUAUUUUUAGUAGAUCAAUGUAGUGCUUUGGAACAAGAAUCUGUAAUAAAUCAACUUGGAUUUAAACCUGGAUAUAUUUGUUCCUUGCUUAACCUAUUAUUUUUUCUGUCCUUUUAUCACAAAAUUAUUUAAAAUUAAACUUUGUUGAGAAAUUAUUUAGAAUUGCUUUGCAGUCGGCUUAUUAAUUUCCUCUGAAGUUAACAAGGCGAAUCUCAAGUUAUGUCACAGAAUGAAGUGAGUUAUGGUCAAUCAAGUUGCCCCAUUGAGAUUGAUAUGGAAAAGGGUCGGCCCCAACCUUGGUGCAUGAGGCCAUUCAGCAAAUUGGCAUGUAAAAAAUUAUCACUGGCGCUUUGCCUCGCGUUUACGUCAAGACCAAUUGAAUCAAUUUGCUUUUAUUCGCCUGGAGAUGAAGACGUCGGCGAACCUGAUGCUUACAGCCGCUGUGCGUGCUGUUUUCUUGCUCUUAUCUCUGCAGGUUGCCAUCUCCUAUCAGGAUGACUACGAGGAGUCGAAAUUUGAUUUCAGUGACCUGUGUCCGCUCAGUUACAGGGUGGUGCAAAUUGUUCAAAAUUCUUCUGAUCAAGUUUUUCAUUUGAAAAAAUCUCUGGAAGAUAGGUCAAACGAUGCGAAACAAAUCCAAGCUCUUGUCAAAUCGGGAGUAGAUUCCACGCUUGAGGUUGUAGAGAAAUUCGGAAAAUAUUUGGAAAAAAUGGACCGAGAAACAAGGACGAGUGACAGAAAAAUGCAUCAAGAAAUCAUGGUGAAAUUGGAGCAAGAUGGGAAAAAAGUUUCCUCGGAAAUUUCAUCGAUGUUUUCUAAGUUUGAGGAGAACAAUAACAGACUGUUCGAGAACAUGAAAAACGAAGUUCGGGCAGCAACCCUGCCAAUUUUGGAAGAAUUGAAAAAAUUUGAACGGAAGGUUUCGCAAUUCGAUAACGAGUUCCAGGCGCUUGAAAGCAAAACUAAGACAGCCCUUGGUCAGAUUGACAGAUUCAACUGCUCCAAAUACUAUGAAAAACUUACAGUCACAACCCUGCAAAAUGGAAAAAAGUAUUACCUCGGAGAAAGCAAGGUAACCUGGAGAGAUGCCAAACACAUUUGCGAGGAGAAUGAUAUGUCUCUGGCCUCCCUAAAGACAAGACGGGAAAUAAAGCUUUUGUGGAAGGUCGCGAAAAUUGACAAAGAGAGUGGCUCCUGGUUAUCGGCGUCUGAUAUCGGUCGUCGGCCUGGACACUUUGUCUGGCGUGGUGGCGAGAGGGUGUCCAGGGAAAAGGACUGGUGGGCCAAAAGAGAGCCCAACGACUUUGGCAAAGGGAAAGAAGCGUGCAUUGGCGUGUUCAACGACUCGCUCUUCAGCGACCCCUGCAAUUACACCGCUCACUUCAUCUGCGAGCUGCCGGCAGAGUGCUAUUGACCCAAUCUGAACGAUACCAAGACGAACGGUGGACGGUCAAAGAAAAUUGAUUGUUUAAUUACAAAAAAGUUUCAUGAAUAAAUCUUUUUACUCGUAUCUUUGCAAAAAAUUGAAUUCCUGAAGUAAAAAUUUUAAAUAUACUAUUUUUU
Cloeon dipterum is the source of this 1617-nucleotide messenger RNA. Its product is annotated as rho GTPase-activating protein gacN-like. Gene Ontology annotation, cellular component: external side of plasma membrane. Gene Ontology annotation, molecular function: carbohydrate binding. The coding region runs from base 461 to 1468 and encodes 335 amino acids. Gene Ontology annotation, biological process: biological process involved in interspecies interaction between organisms. The record is from RefSeq and is a predicted model, not a curated record. The transcript has 9 exons. NCBI's taxonomy places the organism in Eukaryota, Metazoa, Arthropoda, Insecta, Ephemeroptera, Baetidae.